AGAAUUUCGGGCUCUGUGGAUGUCGGGUUGCAUCGGAGCGGCUCAUGUCUCGGCUCAAGUCGCCGGUGGGGCUCUCUCGGAGUGUGUUUAUGUGUGUGUUCCGGAGAGUUGCGAAGCAGCUUUUGCAAAUGUGUGCAAUAGCUGCUACUGCCCUCGGAUCCGUGCUGGCGAGCCGCGUCGUUGCCAUCCCUUUUGACUUGAUAGCGAGCGAGGCUGAUGUAGGUGAAGAUUCGGAAUCGCUGGACAUGUGAAAGCACGACUGGGGUGUGCUUUGUCGGUGUUCCUAAACGGCUGCUAGAUUGAUUGACCCAUUCCUUCGUUCUCAGUGUUGGACGCUGGCUUUUAUUUUUCCUGUGGCAAACAGGUUGACUGUUCAGCUUUCGAUCACGGGAUCGACCGUUUCUAGGUAGAAGCGGAGGAGGGUCAUUCCUUUUUCCCUCUUGCAACUGUUGCAAGGUGGAGGGUUUGCUUUGAUAUGUGGCCUGCACGAGCGAGGAAGCUUGAGCUUGGGUUCGCUUUCCGCUGCACAGCUAAUGCUUCUUCUACCCACUUUGGGCAGGAGUAUGGUCUUGUUAGGGUUUGCACCUCCCUCGGUUCUGUCUUCGUUGCGUUCAGGCCACGCAACGCGGAGAUUGUUCGUUUGACUCCACCCAUACUGGCAUGGGAUCCUGCAUGUCUAGUAGCGCGGAGAUGCUUUCGCUAGAACAGCUUUGAAUGUCAUCAUACACUCUCUCCGUUUCCCUUCCGAAUCGUUUUUCCCCUCAUGCACUGGAAACUGUUGGAAGGGAAUCGGGUGGAGUGCAUCAUGAUCUGCAAGCUCCGACGGCCCCUCUUCUCGAUCUCGACGCGUCGCAGUUUGUCACAACCCCAUCACGUCACAGGAGAUCGAAUUGGAACUUUCUGCACAUUGUCUGUUUAUAUGUACUGGAAACCUUGCAGACAGGAGUAGGUACCUACUUAAGCUUUGUCUUAGAAAUACUGAUGCCAUUGAAGCGGUGCCUCCGAAAGCAGAGCUAACUGGAUUCUUCUAGACCGUUCCACAUGUUUCUAAAAUACAUUUUGGUGCCUCCGAUGUUGUAAAUAUGAAGGGAACUUGGUUAAAAUUGCAAAACGUACCUCAAUUUUUACGAAAUACUCUGUUACAAGCGAUUAUGUAACAUAUGAGGAAUAUGAUUACAAUGAAUUGUUGUUGCAAUCGCUUGUGAACAGCAUAUAUCUAUCUAAA
This is a messenger RNA of Physcomitrium patens, 1225 nucleotides long. RefSeq lists its product as uncharacterized. The record is from RefSeq and is a predicted model, not a curated record. Lineage: Eukaryota; Viridiplantae; Streptophyta; Bryopsida; Funariales; Funariaceae.